Messenger RNA from Helianthus annuus (common sunflower), 888 nucleotides. RefSeq lists its product as uncharacterized. NCBI's taxonomy places the organism in Eukaryota, Viridiplantae, Streptophyta, Magnoliopsida, Asterales, Asteraceae. The record is from RefSeq and is a predicted model, not a curated record. The transcript has 2 exons. Gene Ontology annotation, biological process: chromatin remodeling. Gene Ontology annotation, cellular component: nucleus. The coding region runs from base 1 to 888 and encodes 295 amino acids.
AUGGUGUUAAGGCUAAUUUUAGGUGAGGUAGUGACAACAGUAAUUUGGGCGUACACGCCACAAGUGGGACUAGGAGUUGAAGAAAAGGGAGAUUUUUGGGACUGCCUAGAUGCAGUGGUGAGGGCCAUACAUAGGAAGGAGAGAAUCUUUAUAGGAGGCGAAUUUAAUGGGCAUAUUGGUAAGGAGAACGAUGGUUUUCGGUCAGUAUAUGGGGGUUUUGGGUGGGGUGAUAGGAAUGACUCGAGAAGGGAUCUUUUAGAAUUUGCAAUCGCCCACGGAUUAGAUGUCAAGGCCAAAAUAAGGGAUAAGAAGGAUAGUCUUAGGGUUCUUUUAAGGUUCACAGAUGAGGAUGAGAGAGUAAGGUUGAGAGAGAGAUAUACAGUGGCAAAGAGGGAGGGGAAGAAGGGAGUGACAGAAGCAAAGAACAUAGCCUAUAAGAGGAUGUAUGGACGCCUAGAAACUAAAGAAGGGGAGCAUGAUAUGUUUAAGAUUGCUAAAGCUAGGGAGCGGCGAAGACAAGAUUUACAAGUAGUGAAGUUUAUAAAAGGAGAGGAUGAACGUGUUUUAAUCAAAGAACAUGACAUUAAGCUAAAGUGGCAAACCUACUUCCAUAAUAUUUUCAACAACCAAAGGGCGCAUCAACAGGAAAGCGAAAACACAACCACUCAAAGGCAAAAACAAAAUACUUGCUACUAUAGGGGUAUCAUGCAAGGAGAGGUGAAGACAACACUUAGGAAGAUGGGAAGGGCUAAGGCAGUUGGUCCUGACAACAUACCGAUAGAGGCGUGGAAGUGUUUAGGGGAGGAAGAAAUUCAUUGGCUAACUAGUUUGUUGAACCUUAUUUUCAAAUCUGGAAAAUGCCAUAUCAAUGGAGGAGUAGUGUCAUAG